This is a messenger RNA of Esox lucius (northern pike), 2693 nucleotides long. Its product is annotated as myosin heavy chain. The record is from RefSeq and is a predicted model, not a curated record. The transcript is spliced from 7 exons. Bases 1413 to 2399 code for a protein of 328 amino acids. NCBI's taxonomy places the organism in Eukaryota, Metazoa, Chordata, Actinopteri, Esociformes, Esocidae.
UAUUCGAGUCUUACUUGACUGCCAUGCCCUGAGCUCAGCAGACAAUCGACCUAUCGAUUCUCUCCCGAUCACAUCCUGCUGGGUGACAUGGGUAAUGAGGUAAUGACAUGUUCAUUAGUGUUCGCGUGCGGAGUCAGGGCGUUUAGUGCUAACCGGAGGAAUAGCGCGGGUUUGGCUCCCCCAACUGGCAAGAACCGAUGAAACCGCCUGGGCCUUUAUUACGGACUUCAGGUUCCGUGCAGUGAGGUACCUGUUUCUGGACAUCUCAUUCCUAAUAGCCAAGCAGAUUGUGAUCUCUUUGGACAACACCAAUGUCUGUGGCGUGUUUGCAGGAGAAUUUGAGUCAUGCUGGUGUACAUAGCUGGAGGGGGAAUUUUAUUUGCAGGAUCUGAUUAUUGCUGGAGCCCAUUGGAGGAUCUUGAGGCAGCGCCAAAGAUAAUGUUUUUGGACAUUGAAACAUACAAUGACUAUAAUGUUAACGUAUGUACACUGAUUGAAUUUGAUAUUUUAUACAAUUUAGGGUAACCAGUUUUGACUUCAAAUACAUAUUUCUGUGUAUAAGGCAGUCAAUUGUUGAUCUCUCACUGUGUUACCGCGAAUGUAUCCAACACAUUUGUAAAGUCACAAGCUUAAUUCAGUCAUUGUGUGCUGCAAAUAUAGCACCAAAUAGCAAACUUUGUGUUAUGGGUCAAUUCUUUUGGUACCUGUAAUGGUGGGACUUUGUGGAAAAAGUGUAAUUUAAACAGUUAAUCCAGUUUUGAUGAAUGUACCUCACCCUGAAAGCGGACAGUCUAUGUUUUAACCCCGGACGUUGUAUGAAAACAAAGUCUGCAGUACAAACCAAACGCAUCAAAAGAGAAACUAUUAAACAUGUUUGUGCUUAUGAAUUAAUGUACUAGGCGAAGAACAGUUUUGGUCCAAUAGUGUAUGGAAAAGAAAUACCUGAGCCCCAGGGCCAAUGAUUUCUUAAACCGGCCCAGUUUAGAUGCAAUCCAAAGGUUAUGCUGACUAGCCUUGACUUGUCUGUACAUAUCUACAUUAGCUGAGGGGCAAUAGUUUAGUCAGUUUUGCUUCAAACUUUGGAUCCUGUUCAAACUAAGCUGUAGAAAAUGUAUACUGCUGUUAAAUCCUAACACUGACUCAUUGGAAUUCUUCCAUUUCAGUCACUCGGAGUGACAAAAGAACUUGGCACUUGCAAAGGUGCAAUUAUUGCAGACUCCCAUAAGAUAUGAAAACGGGAGGAGUUGUGUGCGCUGGAACCCACCCUGUCUCACCUUUAAGGCCGCCACGCUGCUAGAAGAAGAAGCUAGUAAAUCAAUGGCCUGCCCCUUUGCUCUGACGUCACGGCAGGAGAGCAGAACGGUACAGGUGAACCAUAGUAGAGGGGUAAAGGUGAAUUUGUCCGAACCGGAAUGAGGAGAUUCUUCGGACCACAGAUCCUCCGAGAUGAAGAGGGCAGUCAGAUCCAGUACCUGACAUUCAAGUGUAACCAUCUGACACACGAAAAAGCAGUGCUUGAAAGGGAAUGUCUGGUAGCCAGGGAGAGGGAGAGCAGCCUGAAAAAUGAGCUAGAGGCUCUGGCCGUGCGGCUCCGCCAGCAAGACCAGGCCAACCUGGAGCUGAUGGUCAAACAUGACCAACUGCUCAGCAGGUUCCAUCAUGAACAGGAUCUGGUUGCGUUCUUGCGGAAGCGGGUAGAGGAGGUGGUGGGCGAGAGCUCCAGAGAUGCCGCGCUGCUGGGCCUACAGCUGGAGCAGGUCAACGCAGAGCUGCUGCAACUGCAGAGCUCCGAGGUGAAGCUCGACGGCCUGGUGGAGGCCAUGCACGCCGAGAGCCUGCAGAGAACUGCCCUGACCGAGAGCCUGCAGGCACAGCUGCAAAGUAAGGUAUGUGAGCUCGACGGGCUGCGCAGUGAGCAUCAGAGAAAAAUACAGGAACUGCAGUGCGAGAAUGAGAAACUGCGCGACUCCAGUCAGACUCGGGUGCAGGCCCUGCAGCGGCAGAACGAGUGCAGCCUGAGGAAGCUCCAGGAAACGGCGGAGCAGUUUGAAUGGCUGUGCGAACAGCAGCGCUACUGGAUGUGCUGUGUCAAGAGGUUCAAAGACUGCCUGUCAGAUGAGAAGAAGGCUCUUGCGCAGCAGGUGACCCGGUUGGAGAAGGAGGUGGCUGAGCUGAGGGGGAGCUCCCAGGGUUCAGGGGGUGCCACCGAGGCACCGGGCCUCCCCCCUGCUGACACAGACAGCCAGCACUGUACCAGAGUUCCGUCGUGGGAGUCAGAUGAGAUUGCCAACCUGCAAACCCAGGUAGACCGAUGGAGGGGGCUGUAUCUCCACAAGUUCAGCCAGUCGCCCACCUGCCAAGGGGGGUAUGCUGUCGACGGAUAUCAAAAACCUCCCUGAGGCCAGAAGACCAUGAAAUCUUUUUCCCCCUUCAACACAGCGGACGCACUCCUCACUUUUGGCGGUUUGCGGCUCUCCACCCAUCUGUUACGGACAACCACAUAACCUUGUUGUCCUGUUGUUUUUGUCAUCCGUCUCGCAACCGCCUUGUGACCGUACUAGUGAGAGUUAAAAGUAUAUAAAACAUGUUGUCUAUUUCCUUGUCAUGGCGUGGCCCUGCACAAUGUCUAGCCAUUGUCUGUUUCCAGGCGCAUCUGGUGAAACGUAUAAUCAACAAGUAAAAACGUUUAAAAA